Molecule: messenger RNA, 1632 nt
Organism: Grus americana (Whooping crane)
Lineage: Eukaryota; Metazoa; Chordata; Aves; Gruiformes; Gruidae
Gene: CD164L2
Product: CD164 molecule like 2
Exons: 6
Coding region: 345-860 (171 amino acids)
Cellular component (GO): cytoplasmic vesicle
Source: RefSeq, a predicted model, not a curated record
GCCCUCCGGAGCCCCCCGAGACCGGGACAACCCCGCUUUUCCCACGGCCACGGCAGCGUGCAGGCGGCGAGGUGUGUGUGGGGUGAUGCACCUGCGGAGCGGGGCCCCCCCAUGGGCCGGACCCCCCGGGGCGGAGCUGGACGAGGCGGGGCCGCCCCUACCCGCCCCCCUGCCGCCUCCGGGGCCGCCUCCCGCGGGCGCGCAUGUGCCCGCGGCUCCGCUCCGCUCUCCCGGGAGCUCCGCGGCGCCGCAGCCGACACCUCCCGCUGGGAUCGGGCCGAGCCAAGCCGGGCUAAGCCGAGCUGAGCCGAGCCUGGCUAAACCGAGCAUAACCGGCCCGGGCCAUGGCCCCGCCGUGCGCCGGGGCGCUGCGCUGUGCGCUGCUCUGUGUGCUGCUGUGCGCGCAGGGGCCCGCACCCACCCGCGCAGGAGACUGCAGCGAGCUGAGGUCCUGCGAGACAUGCACGGCCAGCACCACCUUGCACAAUGCCACCGGCUGCGUCUGGGUGGGCUGUGGGAACCCCGAGGAGCCAGAGACAGGGAGCUGCGUGCAGAGAGGGGCGGCAGCGCGGGAGACCUGUGCACUCUACAACACCAGCACCCUGUGUCGAGCGCUGAAGUCCCCCACCGAAGAGCCUCCGCAGUCCCAUAGCAAGGAGCCGGCGACGCAUUCCCCAAGGACCACCACCACCAGCGCCCCGUUGACAGGCAGCCCCGAAUUUCACCCGCCCGGCUUUGACACGGCCAGCUUCAUUGGCGGCAUCGUGCUGGUGCUGAGCGUCCAAGCCGUGGUCUUCUUCAUCAUCAAGUUCAUCAAGUCGAAGGACAGCACCUACCAAACGCUAGAGGACAACCAGUAGGUGCUGGGUGCCGGCGGAGAUGGGGAGGGGGCUGCCCCUCUGCACCCCCCGAGCGUGACCCUUCUCUCGCCCCUCCCCGGGGGGGGAUGGCGUGGUCCCUCUCUCCUGGUUUGCAUGAAGGGGGUUUCCCGGCUGGUUUGCUGUUUUCCUGGGCGUCGUUAGUGGUGGAAGGGAAGGGGGUGUCCCCCCUCACCCCCCUUUCGUGCACGCAGCCCCUGGUGGGAUGCAGCUGAUGUGCAGCCCCAGCACCCCCCCAGCCCUGUGGCAGCAGGGUGCAGCCCCCCCCCCCCAGCACCCUCAUCAGGACGAGAGCUGCAGGGCCCAGUUUGCCCCCAGUUAGAGAGCACUCAGCAGCCCCCCUCCCCACUCUGGGCACCCCCUGAUCCCCCCACUGCACCCCCUACCCCAUUGCCUCCCCACCGCCUUGGGGCUCACUGAGGGGGGGCCUUGGGAUCCCCUCUUUCCCCGGCAGGCUCUCAGGUGCUUUUCCCUUCUGCAUUUUGGCUGGAGCCCCCAGCCCCCUGCUCCGACCACCCCCAGCCACUGCCCCCCCCCCCCCCAGCCCCUCCGUGCCCACCGGAGGAGCAGAGCCAGGGCCUUACUGUGUGCUUUUGCUGUGCCUCUGUGUUGCUGUAGGGGUGUCAGGGGGGGGUCCCCAGCUUCCCCCCCCCCCCUUUCUGUGUGUUGUUUUGGGGAGGGGGAUGCGUGCUGUGUGUUGUGGGGUGAGAUUUGUAGCUCGGGCUGCCCCAAUUAAACUCUGCGAGGUGGUGUC